Toxorhynchites rutilus septentrionalis is the source of this 2370-nucleotide messenger RNA. RefSeq names its product zinc finger protein 300. Gene Ontology annotation, biological process: regulation of transcription by RNA polymerase II. Gene Ontology annotation, molecular function: RNA polymerase II cis-regulatory region sequence-specific DNA binding; DNA-binding transcription activator activity, RNA polymerase II-specific. The record is from RefSeq and is a predicted model, not a curated record. Gene Ontology annotation, cellular component: nucleus. Lineage: Eukaryota; Metazoa; Arthropoda; Insecta; Diptera; Culicidae. The transcript is spliced from 4 exons. The coding region runs from base 57 to 1580 and encodes 507 amino acids.
GCUGUGAUUUAGCGAGCUCCCCCGGAUCGAAGCCGGUGAUCUUUGCUCCUUAUAAUAUGGGAUUUUCCGUUAGCAAAAUGAGUGAUUUGAAUUUUCUUCCGAAGAAACACACUAAUUUCAGUAUCGAAAAUAUUUUGUUGAAAAAUACAAGCUCCACUGCGAGGACAGUGGAAGUCGAACACAAAGUGGAUCUUACAGUGAAGACUUGUGUGAAAUACGAACAUAAUGACUUCAAACCAUCAUCAUCUGCUUUCAUAUCGGCGACGGCGCCAUCGUCUUCGACGCCUAACCAUCGGCCCCUGAAUCGAGUUCUUGCCAAUCCUUGGUGCUCCCGAGGACCGUUCAUGUUUGACCCAAAGAUUACAGCCAGCGUAAAACCAGCGACGGUCAUCGAAUCAACCGUUGCAACCGCAGCUGCUGCUACGGCAACACCAAUAGCGCCUGCUGCCAGCAGCUCGUUGAUACCUCUGAUAAAAACGGAAGUUGAGAGAAAAGUGAUGCUAAGCGCGUAUGCUAAUAGCGGUGUAAUUGAACGAAACAGAUUAUCUGUCAAUUAUCCCUAUCCGGUUGGGCUCUUCAAUGCCUAUGCUGCUGCCGCAUCGAUGGCGACCCAACAGUUUCAUCACCAGCAGCAACAGCAUCAACUGCAACAUCCAAACAGUGUCACAACUCCGAGCGUCCUGAAUAGCGUAUGCCAAAUCGAAAAAAGUGAUGAAAACCAAAACAGUAUUUUUAGUGCUUCGAGCAGCGCCAGCACGAGUGUUAACGGAAAUGAUAUACGUCCAUUUUUCGGACUGGAUACUGGGGAUAUUUUGGGGUACAAUCUGCCACCAAAGACAGCGACGCCCGUCGGCUCGUUUCCACUGGCCUUCCCGGAGUACUCGUUUCACUGCCAAAUUUGUGAUAAGAUUUUUGGCACCCAUGAUACUCUUCUGACGCACGAGAAAACACACAAAACGCCCCGCUUCGAAUGUGAGGAAUGCGGAAAAGGGUUCUCUCAGCUGCGCAAUUACAAGUACCACAUAUCCGUCCACCGUGGAACGAAGGAAUUCGCCGCAAAAUGUCCGGAGUGCGGCAAAGUAUUCAACGACAAGGGAUAUCUGAGCAGUCACUUGAAAAUACAUAGAAACAAAAAAGAGUACGCCUGUCCGCACUGUCCAAAGUCUUUCAAUCAGCGGGUAGCGUUUAACAUGCACAUUCGAAUACACACAGGCGUAAAACCUCACAAAUGUAAUGAAUGCGGCAAGAGAUUUUCCAGGAAAAUGCUUCUAAAACAACAUCUGCGUACUCAUUCAGGCGAGAAACCUUAUCAGUGCUCAGUUUGCGGCAAAAGCUUUGCUGACCGGAGCAACAUGACGCUACACCAUCGGUUGCACUCAGGAAUCAAACCUUUCGCUUGUCCAAUAUGCCCCAAGGCAUUCACUAAAAAGCAUCAUCUGAAAACACAUCUCAACUAUCACACGGGCUACAAGCCGUACAAAUGCCCUCAUCUUAAUUGUGGCCAAACCUUCACCCAGUCCAGCAACAUGAGAACGCAUGCGAAGAAAUGCCAGUUCAAGCCACCCAGUUUACCUUCGUAGUAUGGAGCAUAGCUCGAAGCAGAUCGAGGAUUAUUUAACAAUAGCAAUAAUGUAGCAAUUUCCCAAGACACUGCGUUUCAUAGCUAUAGAACCACUCAUUUUUUCUGAGUUUUCAGAGAUAUGCAAGACUUCGGUUGAAUUGAAGUAUAUAGAGUAGGAUAUAAUAACUAUCUUCAUCUAUAAGAUUGGCCAUUUUAACUUUAUUGUAGCGUCCAGGCGCGAAACAUUCAAAAAACUUAAAUUCCGGUGUUUCAUUACUAUAGAACCAGAUGGAACAACUCUCACUCCUUUGCAAAACUAAGGUCAAUUUCACAUGAAUUACAAUAAGUUUCUAACUCGUAGGUAAUCUUUAGUUCUCAAUCAGUUCAAAUAACCCAUUGGGGGGGAGGUGUAUCUCGUUCUACACAGAGGAUACUGGGGAUGGGGGGAUUGGUUUCGACCAAACUCUGCCAUACUGUAGGGUGUAUCUCGUUCUACACAGAGGAUACUGCUCGUCUAAGCUCCUAUUCAUGAUAGGGUUCUGAUCUGGUAAACAAGCUGACCAGUCCAGAAUCUGAAGUCCCUAUUCAUUAAACGAUGUCAUGACUUUCCGGAUUUUCUUAACACUUUCGACGCCCCGUCACCCAGAUAUGGGUGACACUUUCCUCGCUCGAAUUGAGUAGGAUUUUCAGAAGGUAGAAUAGGCAUCUAAAUGUAACUAUAGGAUAUGGAGAAAAAUAAUAAAAUCAUAACCAUAAUAUUAUGCUGUUUAUACUAUACUUUUUUAUUAAUUUAUAGUACGGAUGGUUUG